AUGAACCAGGCCUUCUGGAAAACCUACAAGUCCAAAGUGUUACAGACCCUAAGUGGAGAACCUGAGGAGGACCUGGCAGAGGAGAGAGGGAACCCAGCGUUAGCGGAAUCUGAGCCGGCAGAACCCGCAGAAGAGGCUUUCCAUUCCAUGUCACAGUUGGCCCGCCGGGUUCAGGGGGUUGGGGUGAAAGGUUGGCUGACAAUGUCGUCUCUGUUUAACAAAGAAGAUGAAGACAAGCUACUGCCACCGGAGCCCUGUGCGGACCACCCGCUGGCGGCGCGGUCCCCCUCUCAGGCAGUGACCGCGACGGAGGCGGAGCCGCGUAGGCCGGGAUUCUGGGACGCGUUCGCCAGCAGGUGGCAGCAGCAGCAGGCGGCAGCGGCGUCCAUACUGCGCGGCGCGGAACCCAACCCGGAGCCAGACCCCGAAGCCCGGGACGAAGCCGCAGAAGAGGCCACUGAGCUCCCCGAGCCGGGGGAGGCCGACAACGUAGCCGGCUUCAAGUGGGGCUUUCUCACCCACAAACUGGCCGAGAUGAGGGUGAAGGCUGCGCCCAAGGGCGACUAGUCGGCCGGCCCAGCUGGACACCCCCUUUCUUCCCCCACUCCUAUAAAAACCC
Molecule: messenger RNA, 619 nt
Organism: Mustela lutreola (European mink)
Lineage: Eukaryota; Metazoa; Chordata; Mammalia; Carnivora; Mustelidae
Gene: C10H1orf232
Product: chromosome 10 C1orf232 homolog
Exons: 4
Coding region: 1-567 (188 amino acids)
Source: RefSeq, a predicted model, not a curated record